Aspergillus ochraceoroseus IBT 24754 is the source of this 720-nucleotide messenger RNA. Its product is annotated as mitochondrial 37S ribosomal protein uS14m. Gene Ontology annotation, cellular component: mitochondrial small ribosomal subunit; ribosome. The record is from RefSeq and is a predicted model, not a curated record. Bases 1 to 342 code for a protein of 113 amino acids. NCBI's taxonomy places the organism in Eukaryota, Fungi, Ascomycota, Eurotiomycetes, Eurotiales, Aspergillaceae. The transcript has 3 exons. Gene Ontology annotation, molecular function: structural constituent of ribosome. Gene Ontology annotation, biological process: translation.
AUGUCGCACUUCAGAGCGAAGACAUUAGACCUUGGCGGCUUCAUCAACGCCCGCAUCAUUCGCGACCACACCAAGCGCAAGGUCUUCGAGCAGUACGAGCCUGAACGACAAGCUCUCCGCUACAUCAUCCGCAACACGACUCUUCCUCAGCGUGUCCGUGCCCAGGCCCAAUUGCAGCUCUCCCAGAUGCAUGCCUACACUCGCCCUACACAGAUCAAGAACCGAUGCGUUGCAGGUGGUAUCGCCAGGAGUGUGAUACGGGACUUUAGAAUUGCAAGAUACCAAUUCCGCACACAGGCUUUGGCUGGUGAGCUGCCAGGCGUUAAGAAGGCGAGUUGGUAAAUGUUUUAUAAAUACUGGGUUGAAAUUGGUUUGGCAAUGUUUGGCUAGCUGGCUUGCACGAAAGGCGUUUGUUCUACUACAUACCUCCCGACGGAUUGUACAAUAAAUUAGAAGGGGUUUGAAUUGAAUCCCCUAUUAACAGAAAUCAUCCUUGAUUCAGUCAGUUGCUCUUUCCAAUUUUUCUUCAACCUCUCCGGUAAGUAUGGGGUGUUUUCAGCCUGAUGGUAGGGCCUCAAGGAAUGGAAAUUGGUUGAAUAUCUCACCCAUUGAACAGAUAAAUGGAAGAAUCUCUUGUGAAGAAUAAAUAGCCUUCGAUUCGUCAAUAUUCAUUCACUCUAGUUGCAAACCCAUGAAAUUUCUUGUUUGCAGUUUUCUCCU